AUGGAGACGAAACCGUUGGGAGGAAAACAGCGAUGCCACACCCUGGACACCCUGGACACCCUGGACAUCCUGGACACCCUGACCAUCCUGGACAUCCUGGACACCCGGGACACCCUGGACAUCCUGGACAUCCUGGACACCCGGGACAGCCUGGACACCCCGGACACCCCGGACAUCCCGGUCACCCUGACCACCCUGGACAUCCUGGACACCCUGGACAACCUGCACCACAUGAGUUCGGAUCUCGCCAAUCAGAGGCACCGUCUGCAACCAUUGGCUGAUUUGAUCAUCGUGAGCUGUGUGGCCGCCGCGGGAUGCGGCCACGUGCCUCAGCGCGUGCUUGCGAUCCACUGGAAGCCUGCCACCAAGGCGGACAACUUCCUCAACACGUGCGUUACCAUCGUGGCCGUGCUCAUCGUGGUCACGCUAAUCGUCAUGGGAUUCAUCCUGCUCAAGUGCUUCAGCAUUCAGGAAGUCUGCAACAGGACGAUAACUGCCUACGGCGACAUGAACACUUCACUGUCUUGUGAAAGCGACGAAUGCAAGGCAUACGCGUUGACGAUGCGGGCCUCAAAGCUGGACUUCCAGGAGGCCUGCGAGGACUUCUACGAGCACGUGUGCGGCGGCUGGACCCGCACGGCCAAGGUGGCGCCCGACGAGGUCUUCAAGAGCGUCGCCAGGGACAUGCGACGAGCCGUUGAGGACCAAAUCUCCGAGAUACUGAACAACACCGUGAUAUCGUACCGAGACCAGACGGCGGCCCAGAAGGCUGCUGCGCUCUACCAAGGCUGCAUCAACAUAGACCUGCGCAACAGCAAGGGCACCAAGCCCCUGGAAGACUUGCUGGCACGGUACGAGCUUGCGCACUGGCCCAUCGUGAACCGGACGCAGCAGUUCCGCACCUUCCACCUGCUGGGCAACGCCAUCCGAGAGUUGCGUCUGGACGCCCUCGUAUCGGUCACCGCGCACCUCGACUACCACAACAGCGAGCGCUACAUCCUUUACAUUGGGCAGCCCUCGUUCGGCGUCGAGACCCUGGUGCUGCGAGGCCGUUACCGGACUCCCUUCUUCCGCAUACUGCACCGGUACAAGCUGUACAUCUACCGAUGCGCCCUGCUGCUCGGCGCCAACGUGGCCGCUGCCGACAUCGUCAACGACAUCGUCAACUUCGAGGCCAAGCUCGCCUACGUGAGUAUAUGGCACUGCGUGCACAUGCGGAGCGAAAUCCGUGGGUAUUCCAAUAGCUCGGAUCGACGUACAUACCGCGACCUCGUAGAUGAAAUACUGCUGGAGGUCUGA
Molecule: messenger RNA, 1299 nt
Organism: Rhipicephalus sanguineus (brown dog tick)
Lineage: Eukaryota; Metazoa; Arthropoda; Arachnida; Ixodida; Ixodidae
Product: neprilysin-1-like
Exons: 9
Coding region: 1-1299 (432 amino acids)
Biological process (GO): protein processing
Cellular component (GO): plasma membrane
Molecular function (GO): metalloendopeptidase activity
Source: RefSeq, a predicted model, not a curated record